AUGAAACGCGGCGCUCUCGAUACGUUCUUCAAACCAUCGACUCCCAAGAAAGUCAAAUACGAGACCACUGGCGAUGCUUCAAGUCAUGCAUCUUACCCGUUUCCAGUACCGCACCUGCCUGCUUCCUAUAAAGAGCAGCUAGGUUUCGCCCCCGCAGAAGAAGGCAUAUUGAUGAACGAUAAGCCCGACCUGGAUCUUGUCUACUAUCACCCGUACAUUCCACUUGCCAUCACCGAAGGAUUGUUCGAGUUUCUGCGCCAGGAACUUCCCUUCUAUCGAGUGCAAUACACGAUCACGCGUUUCGGCAAGAAAACGGAUAUCAACACACCUCGCUUCACAACCGUCUUCGGCAUCGACGAGACUUGCCGAUUUGGCCCAGAUGGCGACAUCUUGGAUGCUCAAUCAGGCAAAACGAUAGACGCUUCCAAGUUUAAGUGCAAGCCUCGACCCAUACCGCAGUGCCUGGACGAGCUGCGAAAGAUUACUGAAGGCACCACGGGGGAUACCUACAACUUCUGCCUCGUCAACUACUACGCAGAUGGCAAGGAUAGUAUCUCAUAUCACUCUGAUGACGAGCGCUUUCUUGGCCAGUAUCCAGCAAUCGCGUCCUUAACGCUCGGCGCGAAGCGUGACUUCCUCAUGAAGCACAAGCCCAUCGCGCCGAAAGAGGGCGAAGUGACUCUGGAUUCAGGACAGAUCAAGCUGCCUCUUAGUUCUGGGGAUAUGGUGUUGAUGAGAGGAAAGACACAGUCGAUGUGGUUGCACAGCAUACCUAAACGAGCUGGCAUAGAUGCGAACAAGGGACGGAUCAACAUCACCUUUCGGAAAGCGCUUGUCCGAGGCGGCACUGAGAACUACUAUCAGUACAAUGUUGGCAGUGGUGGUGUGUACAGAUGGGAUGCGAAGCAGAAGAAGAUGGCCCUAAGCGGGAAAGGCGCGGAAGGUACUGAGAAGCCUGUGGAUGAAGGGACGAAGCGAUCCUCUGCAUCUCGAUGA
Didymella exigua CBS 183.55 is the source of this 996-nucleotide messenger RNA. Its product is annotated as DNA repair family protein. The coding region runs from base 1 to 996 and encodes 331 amino acids. The transcript has a single exon. The record is from RefSeq and is a predicted model, not a curated record. NCBI's taxonomy places the organism in Eukaryota, Fungi, Ascomycota, Dothideomycetes, Pleosporales, Didymellaceae. Gene Ontology annotation, biological process: DNA repair.